AUGAGAUCUCCAUCACUCGCUGUUGCUGCUACCACUGUUUUGGGUUUGUUUUCCUCCAGUGCCUUAGCUUACUAUGGUAAUACUACCACCGUUGCUUUAACUACUACAGAAUUCGUCACUACUUGUCCUUACCCAACCACUUUCACUGUGAGCACAUGUACCAAUGAUGUAUGUCAACCAACAGUGGUUACAGUCACUGAAGAAACAACAAUCACUAUUCCUGGUACUGUAGUCUGUCCUGUUGUCCUGACACCUUCAGGUAGUGCUAGUGCUAGUGCCAGUGCCGGUGCCAGCUCCGAAGAAGAAGGAAGCGUUGUCACCACUCAAGUCACCGUCACUGAUUUCACCACCUACUGUCCUUACCCAACCACAUUAACCAUCACCAAAUGUGAAAACAACGAAUGUCACCCAACCACAAUUCCUGUGGAAACAGCCACUACCGUUACUGUCACUGGUGAAGUGAUUUGUCCAACCACUACAUCUACUUCUCCAAAAGAAUCUUCUUCUGAAGCUGCUUCUUCUGAAGUGAUCACUACUCAAGUUACAGUUACAGAUUACACUACAUACUGUCCAUUACCAACUACCAUUGUUGUUUCUACUUGUGAUGAAGAAAAAUGCCAUCCAACCACUAUUGAGGUAUCUACCCCAACUACAGUUGUUGUUCCAGGUACUGUUGUUUGUCCAACUACUUCUGUUGCCACCCCAUCACAAUCAGAAGUAGCCACCAAGCCAACCACUAUUAAUUCGGUUGUCACUACUGGUGUCACUACAACUGACUACACAACAUACUGUCCAUCACCAACCACCAUUGUUGUUUCUACUUGUGAUGAAGAAAAAUGCCAUCCAACCACUAUUGAGGUAUCUACCCCAACUACUGUCGUUGUCCCAGGUACUGUUGUUCACCCAAGUACUUCUGCUACCAUUAUCACCACCACUGCUGAACAACCACCAGCAUCUCCAGAGGUUUCCACUAUUGAAUCUGUGGUUACUACUCCUGCUACAUUGACUGGCUACACCACUUAUUGUCCAGAACCAACUACUAUUGUGUUGACCACUUGUUCUGACGAUCAAUGUAAACCUCAUACAGUUUCUGCCACUGGUGGUGAAACCGUCAGCAUUCCUGCCACCAUUGUGGUGCCAAGCAGCCAUACUACUCAAGUGGAAAUCACUGUCUCCUCAGCCUCAGUGCCAGCUUCAGAAAAGCCAACCACUCCAGUAACUGUUGCUGCAGUUUCCAGUUCUCCAGCUGUAUCCACUGAAACUCCAUCAUUGGUGACACCUGCUAUUUCCAUUGCUGGCGCUGCUGCUGUCAAUGUUGUUCCAACCACAGCAUUCGGGCUCUUUGCCAUUAUUCUUGCAUCAAUCUUUUAA
Candida albicans SC5314 is the source of this 1371-nucleotide messenger RNA. It is a transcript of the gene PGA13, whose product is annotated as Pga13p. The transcript has a single exon. The record is from RefSeq and is a predicted model, not a curated record. Bases 1 to 1371 code for a protein of 456 amino acids. Lineage: Eukaryota; Fungi; Ascomycota; Pichiomycetes; Serinales; Debaryomycetaceae.